AUGGAGGAUGUAGUAAGAGAAUUAAGCCCCAAAUUGCUGCGGACGCAGUCGAAUAGUAAACCAGUUGUUCUAAUGACAUGCGGCAUUGCUGGAGCCGGAAAGUCUACUCUUUCCAAAUCUAUACUAUCAGCCUAUCCGAACUUCGAGCGCCUAUCAGCCGACGCCACGAUCGCCGCCCGACACGGGAUAUACGGGGUAGACUAUCCGCCGGAGAAGUACGAGGAAUUCCUCGAAGAAGCCUCUGACGAAUGCGAAACUCGGCUUGUCGAGCUGCUGCGAGAAGGGAAGAAAGAUCUCGUAUUGGACCGGUCUUUCUACAGCAAGGAGUUUCGUGAAGAGACUAAGAAGCUGAUCGAGGACAAUGGCGGAAGAUGGGUGUUUGUAUAUCUUCGCGCAAAGAGCAAAGAAUUCUUAUGGGAUAGAAUUCAGAGAAGGAGGCAGAAGGGGAUAAAUGCUGAUUGUGCAUACGAAAUUACUAGGGAAAUACUUGACGGAUAUUGGGACGGGUUUGAAGCGCCGGCGGGCGAAGGAGAUAUUGUUAUUAAAGUAGGCUAA
Daldinia caldariorum is the source of this 555-nucleotide messenger RNA. Its product is annotated as P-loop containing nucleoside triphosphate hydrolase protein. The coding region runs from base 1 to 555 and encodes 184 amino acids. Lineage: Eukaryota; Fungi; Ascomycota; Sordariomycetes; Xylariales; Hypoxylaceae. The record is from RefSeq and is a predicted model, not a curated record. The transcript is spliced from 2 exons.